Molecule: messenger RNA, 2391 nt
Organism: Telopea speciosissima
Lineage: Eukaryota; Viridiplantae; Streptophyta; Magnoliopsida; Proteales; Proteaceae
Product: mitogen-activated protein kinase kinase kinase 3-like
Exons: 11
Coding region: 90-2036 (648 amino acids)
Biological process (GO): protein phosphorylation
Molecular function (GO): protein kinase activity; ATP binding
Source: RefSeq, a predicted model, not a curated record
AACAUUGAGAAACUCUCUCUUUCUCUCUCGUUUCUCUCAUCUCUAUCUGCAAUUCUACUGUGGUUGGAAGACUUGAAGGUAUUGAAAGCAUGCCUGCUUGGUGGGGAAGAAAGUCUCACAAGAGCAGCAAAGAACAAAAAUCUGCAGCCUCAGGAGAAGAACAACAGCGUCACGAUUACAUCAAAGCUUCUUUCUUUAAGAACGAUAAGAAGAAGAGCAAGGAGAAGCCCAAGAGCUUCGAUGGGCUCUCUGCGAUUUUUAUCACCCGUAACUCUCCCAGAACUAGCAAGGAUUUCGGUUCGUCUUGGGGUUCUGAUUCCGAUUGCCACAGUGGUGGUGGUGAUGUAGUUUCGGAGAAGAAGGGGCUUCCUUUGCCUCGGCCGUCCGUCUCGUCGGCGCCGUCGCUGUCGAUCGAUCAUGGAGCUGUGUCGGGGUCUAGGUCUGGGUCGGUGUCCGUUUCCAGUGUCAGCUCCUCUGGGUCUUCGGAUGACGCUCCUCCUGAUCGUGGUUCCUCCUGCAAUUCCGGAACACAUGGGGAAAAUAAGUUAAACUUACGAUCAAGAAGCCCAGGUCCAGGAUCAAGGGGGCCGACCAAUCCCACAUCACCUUUACAUCCAAGGCUAUUUGGUACGAGUAUGGAGCAUCCAACAGGAAAGCAAGAAGAUGGGAUAAGUUUAUGUCAUUGUCAUCCACUGCCACUUCCUCCAGGUUCUCCUACAAAUCGUUGCACCUCACCCACUAUAAGAAAUACUGGAGCCAAUGAAAGUAUACAUUGCCUUGGAUCAAAAUGGAAGAAAGGAAAGCUCCUAGGAAGAGGGACAUUUGGCCAUGUUUAUGUUGGAUUUAACAGUGAAAAUGGACAAAUGUGUGCUAUAAAGGAAGUCCGGGUGAUUUCUGAUGAUCAAACCUCUAAAGAAUGUCUCAAGCAAUUGAACCAGGUAUCUCUUCAUCUGUCUGUCUUUGAGGAGAUAGCAUUGCUUAGUCAACUCUCGCACCCAAACAUUGUUCAGUACUACGGGAGCGAACUGGGGGAAGAGACACUUUCUGUUUAUUUGGAGUACGUAUCUGGAGGCUCCAUCCACAAAUUACUUCGGGAAUAUGGUGCCUUCAAGGAACCUGUUAUUCAAAGUUACACCAGACAGAUUCUUUCUGGGCUUGCCUACUUACAUGGGAGGAAUACUGUACACAGGGAUAUUAAAGGGGCGAACAUACUUGUAGGUCCCACUGGUGAAGUCAAGCUUGCAGACUUUGGCAUGGCUAAACAUAUUACAUCAUUUUCCUCAAUGUUAUCUUUCAAAGGAAGCCCUUACUGGAUGGCACCUGAGGUUGUAAUGAAUUCCAGUGGCUACAGCCUGGCAGUGGAUAUUUGGAGCCUGGGUUGUACAAUUCUUGAAAUGGCAACAUCAAAACCACCUUGGAGCCAAUAUGAAGGGGUGGCUGCAAUAUUUAAAAUUGGAAACAGCAAAGACAUUCCUGAAAUUCCAGAUCACAUUUCUAGUGAUGCAAAGGGCUUUCUGAGGCUGUGCCUGCAAAGGGAUCCAUCUGCACGUCCUACAGCUGUACAAUUAAUGGAUCACCCUUUCCUCCGAGACCAAACUGCAUCAAAAGGCGCUAACAUCAAUGUAACUAAUGAUCUUCCCCGAAAUUCCUUUGAAGGCAGCCACUCACCGACAACCUCAGAGUUCCAGCCCAACAGAACAAAUAUCUCCAUAACUCAAAGAGAUUAUGCGACAACACAAGUAGUAACUUCUUCAAGAGCCUUCAAGGGAAAUACGGAUAGCAUCAGAGUGAACCUGUCAUUGCCAGUGUCUCCCUGUUCAAGUCCAUUGCGACAAUAUGGACCAGCACAUAAGAGCUGUUUUCUGUCUCCUCCUCAUCCAGCUUUUACAUUUGUAGGACAAAGUGGGUAUGGUCGGAAUGAUUAUUUAAUGCUGCCUAAAAGACCGGACACUAAUUACGCUGCCGAUCAUUGGGGUGACAUCGUCCAACCAAGAACCCAAACGCCUGGUGGAUCCCCCAUAGCAAGACUCAUUUGAAUCACGCUUGGAAAGACAGUAGGGCAUCUUUCCUGAAGACAAUGAGUUCCUCCCAGAUUGAAAUUGCAUAUUGUCUUCAAGCAUUUAAUACCCGUCCCAUUUUCUCCUUGAAACUGCGACAGCGCAAUGCACUGGAUGUAAAUGGAUUUUUAUCUUCUUCAUUCCCAUCCAGGCAGAUAAGCUAUGAGGUUGUCAAGAAUGUGAGUCAUGGUUGAACUUGAAGAGAGAAAAGAUGGAGGUGGAUGGACCUUUAUUGUCAGGGCAAUAAGGGUUCCUAGCCACUGAAUUUCUGGGAUGUUAUGACCUUUUCAGCGGAUAUAAUCAUUUUAGCUCAAACAUUGUCGAGAUUUAUGUA